AUGGAAAGCAAUAGGACCUCCGUCACAGAGUUCAUCCUUCUGGGGUUUCCUGUUGGUCCACGGAUGCACUUGGUCCUCUUUGGCUUCUUCUCCCUGUUCUAUGUUUUCACUCUCUUGGGCAAUGGCGUUAUCCUGGGGUUCAUCUGCCUGGACCCCAGACUGCACACCCCUAUGUACUUCUUCCUCUCCCAUCUGGCUGUCGUGGACAUCGCCUACGCCUGCAACACGGUGCCCCAGAUGCUGGCCAACCUCCUGCACCCAGCCAAGCCCAUCUCCUUUGCUGGCUGCAUGGCGCAGACCUUUCUCUUCCUGACCUUUGCUAUCAUCGAAUGCCUCCUCCUGGUGGCCAUGUCCUAUGACCGCUACGUGGCCAUCUGCCACCCUCUGCGCUACACGCUCAUCAUGAGCUGGAGGGUGUGUGUCAGCCUGGCGACGACCUCCUGGGCUAUCGGCGUCCUCCUCUCCUUGGUUCAUUUAGGGUUACUUCUACCUCUACCCUUCUGUAGGCCCCAGGAAAUCAACCACUUUUUCUGCGAAAUCAUGGCUGUUCUCACCCUGGCCUGCGCAGAUACCCGCGUCAAUGAGAUCCUGGUUCUGGCCGGGGCGGUGUUCGUGCUGGUGGGGCCCUUCACCUCCAUCGUGGUCUCCUACGUGUGCAUCCUCGGGGCCAUUCUGAGGAUCCAGUCCGGGGAAGGGCAGAGGAAGGCCUUCUCCACCUGCUCCUCCCACCUCUGCGUGGUGGGGCUCUUCUACGGCACAGCCAUGAUCACGUACGUGGGACCCAGGUAUGGGAAGCCUCAGGAACAAAAGAAAUACCUCCUGCUCUUCCACAGCCUCUUCAACCCCAUGCUCAACCCGCUCAUCUACAGCCUCCGCAACGCAGAAGUGAAGAACAGCCUGAAGAGAGCGCUCAGAAUGCAGACCGAGUCCUAA
Molecule: messenger RNA, 933 nt
Organism: Perognathus longimembris pacificus (Pacific pocket mouse)
Lineage: Eukaryota; Metazoa; Chordata; Mammalia; Rodentia; Heteromyidae
Product: olfactory receptor 13-like
Exons: 1
Coding region: 1-933 (310 amino acids)
Biological process (GO): G protein-coupled receptor signaling pathway
Cellular component (GO): membrane
Molecular function (GO): G protein-coupled receptor activity; olfactory receptor activity
Source: RefSeq, a predicted model, not a curated record